Molecule: messenger RNA, 423 nt
Organism: Lichtheimia ornata
Lineage: Eukaryota; Fungi; Mucoromycota; Mucoromycetes; Mucorales; Lichtheimiaceae
Exons: 5
Coding region: 1-423 (140 amino acids)
Source: RefSeq, a predicted model, not a curated record
AUGGGCGAACAGGUGGUCAAGGGCGACACAUUCAGUUACAACAAGCACGUGCGCGAUCUACCCAUGACACAAGCUUCCAUUCCAAUACAACAUGUUGGUGUUGUCUCGUCUAUACAAGACUCAAUCAGGCGUCGUGUGCAUUCCUUACCCAGUUGUCCACAAUGGGAGUUCUCAAGACGUCUUUACAUUGCCUCUUUUGGGUUGAACAUGUUGGAUGAUGGUACCUCUGGCAGCAACAGGAUACGGAUCUCAAAGCAAGAAUGCUGUAUGGUUGGCUCAAUGCAGCAGCACAUACUGGAUCGGAUGGAUACAAGGUUAUUUGCAAGCAUCAAUGGAAUGGUAUUGGGAAUACCACAAGUGGCAGAGCCUCUUUCGGCGAUACUAUUAUUAUCAAGGCUGCACGUCAAGGAUGUCAUUGUAUAG